UCUCAGUUAUAUCUACGACACUUUUCGCCCCUAAAGCUUGUGCUUAAAUUUUCAAUACAUCCAUUAAUAGUUCCGAUAUCGUAUAAUGUACAAGUGCACCCAAUGCGGUGCGACAAAGAGGCGGCUCAGGUCUGAACCGGUGUACGAGUGUCGACGAAGAGCGACUGGCCCCGAGCAGCAGGAGGGCGAGAGGCUGGGUGUCUCGGAUAACUGCAGUGCCUGCCAGUGCUUUGUCUUCUUUACCCAACUGAGGGGGCACCCAGAGCCGCCAGUAGAUCGCUCCAUUUUUAACCCAGCAAGACCAGUGAGGAUGUCCGAAAAUGGGAAUGGGCACCCAAUGCCCAUCGUACCAAUGCCUAGGAACCGCCAGGAACCGGAAUCUGAUUCGGCAGAGUCUUCAGAUGAUCUGAGCGAAGAAAGGGAGCGCAAGACCAGCGGCAUCUCUCUGCACAAGGCCAUGGUGGUUUGCACCCUAAGAGGCACUUAUAAAAUUUCCCAGAACAUGGACAGGCGCAAGACUAUGCGACGGCUGGCCAGAUUUUGCCUAAAAAUCAAUCAUAAACUGAAGAAGACCCAGAAGGAGCUGCAGGAGCUGAAACAGGUGGAGAAGCAGCAGCUUCGCGCACUGGCCCGGCAGGAUCGCAAGAAGCGUCACAAUGCUGGAACUCACUUCGAGCUGAAAUCACCAUCGAUAUGGAAGGGCAAGGAGCUGGAGCGGAUCUUCGGAGUGGCGGCUUCCUGCAACGACAAAGACAAUCCUCGGGCCGAUGCACUGCUAUUAUCGCUCCUGAAAUCGAUGCAGAAGCAAGUCGAAAGCAAGGAUCAGCCUAGAGUAGAGGCACACUCGAAGAUGAUGCAACUGAAGCGGAGCCACUAUCAGCGCAUCGCUCAUGAUCCCACAAAGGUCGUUCGUCUGGCGAAACGCCCCAACUGGUCGACGCCAUUAAAGGUGAAGGGGCCGCCCUUGGGUGCUCAGUUUAAUACGGUGCCCGUCACGCACAAGGAGCUUCUUAGCGUGUUCACAGAUAAAUCACACCUGCUCACGGACACGGGCCCCAAGGAGAUGAUCACCAGCUGCAACCCCGUUCACUGCCCCGUCGAGCAGUGCCACCGAGUGUUCUUCCCAUCGGACCUCCACACCCAUCUGAUUUACGACCACCAGACGCUGAACGUGGAACGAGUCGGCCUGCGACAGACCAAAACGCUCUACCUGCACCCCAAGUUCGCGAAGCUCAAUGAGGCCACAAGCAUCAUGUUGUACCAGGUGAAGGACAAGAUCAUCGGCAGGACUAAGGGCGUUCGAUUUGGCAAUCUGCUGCCAGUGCUGCUCAUGGCAGCCCGAACGCGAUACUCCGACGUGAUCGGCUUAAACAAACAGACGCCGGAGGAGAUUCUUCUCGUCUGGCUGUGCAGCUUCCGACCCACCAACAUUCGGAUCUUCGGCACUGUAUCCGUCGCGUCCUCGCGCCCCAACAUGCCGGACACCCUUUCGGCAUUGACAGCCCAGCCCUACGACAUUCGCGACCCCCGAACCAUGGCUGCCCUAUUCCAGAGUCCCUCCGUAAUGUUUGUACCGCACGCCCAGCUCCAGUGCAUGACCCGCUGCGGCAAAGACGUAAUCACCGUCCAAGUUCACUUCCAAUAGGAAGAAACCGUCUUUCUUUAUUGCAUUUGAGUUUAUUACAAAACAAAUUGUUAGAAUGUUAAAUUAUACUAAGUUGUGGGUGGAAUACCUUAUCCAA
Messenger RNA from Drosophila guanche, 1742 nucleotides. RefSeq lists its product as uncharacterized. The record is from RefSeq and is a predicted model, not a curated record. The coding region runs from base 86 to 1645 and encodes 519 amino acids. NCBI's taxonomy places the organism in Eukaryota, Metazoa, Arthropoda, Insecta, Diptera, Drosophilidae. The transcript is spliced from 2 exons.